GCCGGCCCUAUCGAAGUCAAGUAUGGUUCUCAUAUUGGUACUCAAUAUGUACGAUAUGUACGAUAUACCAUGCUGAAAGCUCUGAAAAGACCCUGGAUGGUACUUUACAAGGGCCCCUACCUCUUAUGCCUUGAACCCGAGAGCUCAUCGGGUUUCGUCAUCCCAAGGCAAGACCUAGUGGGUACGCCGUUAGAUUAUAUCUACCAGGUCUUUCUCUAGAUUCCACGAUCUAUAAAACCCGCGAGCCUCCUGCAAAGGAUUUUCUGUCAACCUAUCCCUCCUCAGUGUACGGAAAUCAUGGCUUCCUACGUCUUGUUGUUGUCACUUCUUCACGUCGCCACCGCUUGUGACAAGGUUUACCAUCUGUCUGCGCAGCAGUGGAAUGGAAGUGUAUCUUCAGAACUACAAUCGGUUCAAGGUGGACUAGGCCCGUUCGACCACCAAAAGAUUCUACCUUAUCCGAAUAGUACAAGUUUCGACUGGUGGUACUUUGAUGCGGUAUCGACUUCCUCGGACAACGAGUCUGUUGUUAUUAAUUUCCUGGAGGCUGGAGACUAUGCCGUGACACCGCAAAUAAGUGGUAGUCUGAUCAUCUCGAUCGUAGGAACAUUCAAAAAUGGAACAAGCUACUCGUCUGGUGGACUCGCAUCAUAUGGGGCGAACAUCACUACGAAUGAUGAGAGUAUUACGAGCCAAUGGAAGGGACCUGGCAUGAAUAUGGCUUUUGAGGGCUAUCUAGACCCAAAGGAUAACAAAGCAUCUUACAAUGUGACGCUUGAUUACCCUGCUGCGGGCAUUUCCGGCUCACUGUCGUUACGUGCCAGAGCGCCCCCACGAUACCCUUGCGAUCCCAAUAUCCCCGUUGUAACGGAAGAGGUUUCCCCUGGCUUGGGUUGGGCCAAUGCGGUUCCCGAUGCCGAUGCUACACUAGACCUGACUAUAGGGGGAGAGCACGUACAGUUUACUGGAAAUGGAUACCAUGACAAAAACUGGGCUGAUCGCCCGUUUACGGAACUACUGGACUUCUGGUACUGGGGACGCGCUCGCGUAGGUCCUUAUUCUCUGGUCUGGUUUGAUCUGAAAACGCCAGAUGGGGGACAUCACCGGUCGGGAUAUAUCUCCAAGGACGGUGAAGAUAUUUCCAUCAGCUGCACAAAUACUUCGGCAACAGUCAUCCCAUGGGGCACUAACAGCGAAUACCCCCCAAAGCCAACUACCGGCCCACCAGAAGGUAUUACCGUCUCAUUCGAUAUGGGCGAGAAGGGUACUUUCGCUGCCAACAUCACCACUCAGUUACUACUAGCAGAUUUCCACACUUACCAAAGAUAUAUAGGUCCAGCAAUUGGUGGCUUUAAUAAUAGAGAUAUAUUUACCGGGAAAGCUCUAUAUGAAGUAAUGCAUCUGGCCUAA
Daldinia loculata is the source of this 1410-nucleotide messenger RNA. RefSeq lists its product as uncharacterized. Bases 298 to 1410 code for a protein of 370 amino acids. The record is from RefSeq and is a predicted model, not a curated record. NCBI's taxonomy places the organism in Eukaryota, Fungi, Ascomycota, Sordariomycetes, Xylariales, Hypoxylaceae. The transcript has 3 exons.